Anguilla anguilla (European eel) is the source of this 1174-nucleotide messenger RNA. RefSeq names its product lysophospholipase like 1 (gene lyplal1). Gene Ontology annotation, biological process: protein depalmitoylation. Gene Ontology annotation, molecular function: palmitoyl-(protein) hydrolase activity; carboxylic ester hydrolase activity. The transcript is spliced from 5 exons. Lineage: Eukaryota; Metazoa; Chordata; Actinopteri; Anguilliformes; Anguillidae. Gene Ontology annotation, cellular component: cytoplasm. The record is from RefSeq and is a predicted model, not a curated record. The coding region runs from base 73 to 786 and encodes 237 amino acids.
CAGCAGUUUCCGGGUUAUAGAGUGACGUUGUUAUGGGGCUAGCUGUGGGCUAGUUUCACGGUGCUGUUAGUGAUGGCUGUGGCUCAGAAGCUGCAGAGGUGUGCUGUUUCUCAUACUGGAAAACACUCUGCAUCCGUAAUCUUCUUACACGGCUCAGGAGACACAGGACAGGGCCUACGUGCAUGGGUGAGGGACGUCCUGAAACAAGAUUUGGCUUUCACCCACAUCAGAGUCAUCUACCCCACCGCCCCAGCAAGACCCUACACACCCAUGAGGGGUGCGCUGUCUCACGUGUGGUUCGACCGGUAUAAGAUCUCAGCCGACUGCGCAGAGCACUUGGAGUCCAUUGACAGCAUGUGCAGCCUGCUGGGCACUGUCAUACAGGAGGAGGUCAGGGCAGGUGUCCCCAAACACAGGAUGAUUAUUGGGGGUUUCUCAAUGGGUGGGGCCAUGGCUCUGCACUUGGCCUGCAGGUACUACCCUGAAGUGGCUGGGGUCUUCGCUCUCUCCAGCUUCCUCAACAAGGACUCAGUCGUCUACCAGGCGGUACAGGACAGGAGGGGGCAGUCGCUACCGGAGCUGUUCCAGUGCCACGGAACAGCUGACGAGCUGGUGCUCCACCGAUGGGGGGAGGAGACCGGGGCCCUGCUGAGGGGGGUGGGGAUGGCCACCUCUUUUCACUCCAUCCCUGGUCUGAACCAUCAGUUGUCCAGUGUGGAGCUGGAGAGCCUGCGCUCCUGGAUCCUGAAGAAGCUUCCUCCAGAUAGCCCCUCCCAUGGACAGUGAGACCCCUUUACCCAUGACCCCCGAAGGGUUAUUGAAAAGACGCAGUCCCAAUCAAUGCUCUUUGGUCGUGGUCGUUUGUCAUGGAGGGCCUGCUAAGUUCCUGCACUGGAACCAGGACACCAGGAGCCAAGGGAGAACUACUACAACAGUACAGAAUGUUAUGAGCAUAAACUGAAGGUAUAAUUAUGCCUGUGACUGUACUGUAACACUGAAUUAUGUACAAGAGAACUCAUAAAAGACAUCUUAAAAAGACAUUUGGGUAAACUGGUUAUCAGAGCUUCAUUGAGGUGAUAUAUUAAGAAUCACUUUUCCAUUGUAACAGUGGAACCCAUUUUUAAAUCAGCAUCAUUUUUUUCUCCAUGUAUCUCUAUUAAAUGUCGUGAACAUA